AUGAUCUAUAAAACACGUGAUCGGCGCGUCGCGUUGAACGGUAUUCUGUCCGAACUCCAAAUUCCUCACCAGUCACCUCAAACCCAGCAUAACAGAUCCCUCAAUCACCCCGCUACAUCUGAACCCUCAUCUCUGCAGGGGGUACACAUAAUGGCGGAAUCAACCUCCCAGGUCCAGCAACCAGCCGCGUCGCCCUCCCCUCCCCCGCCAGCACCGAUUCCUCAAACCCCAGGCCCGCGCGCCUCUCGCCUGCACCAGGUCUUCGACCAAGCACUGGCGCGCACACUCCGCGCAAACUCAUACCAGAACUUCGCAAGCUGUUUCCCGACUCCUGCGCGCCAUGUCCCGGCUAGUCUGGAGGGUGUUUGGCGACAGCUGAAUGCGAAGCUGGAAGCUAAUGCUAAAGCCGAGUUUGAGGAUAUUGUCGCGGAGCGGGAUGCGAUACCUCAUCUAAAUGAACUUGAUCGACUAGUCAAUGAUGCGAAGGCUAGGAAAGAGCAGGAGGCUGAGCAUAGUGAGCCACAGGAACAUGUAGUCCCGCAUACACUCGGUGCAGAAGAUCUGUACAAAGCGCAUAUCACGCCAUUCCUCGAAGAAGCGCAGUCAACACUCAACAACAGGCUUCAGGCUACGAAUGCGGAAAAUGCAGAACUCGCGCAGACAGUUCAGGCGCAAAGACUCGAGAUUGAGCAACUGCUAUCACAUCUUGGAUUGGUUGUUUCGGAUAUUGAAGGUGCUGCCGCUGCAGCCACGCAGUUCAGCAAUGAGCAUCAUAUUCGUCAGGACGCCGUGCAAAUGGACCAAGAAGCGAGUGCUCGUCCUGCUCUGUGA
Molecule: messenger RNA, 831 nt
Organism: Penicillium salamii
Lineage: Eukaryota; Fungi; Ascomycota; Eurotiomycetes; Eurotiales; Aspergillaceae
Source: the annotation of a GenBank genome assembly